UCGUUAUCUGUCAUUCGCUUGUCAAAUAUCAAAACAGCCCAAUUUUGGGUAAAAAAAAUGUACCAAAACGCUUGCGGGGCCGCGGCGGCAAGUGCUGGGGGCUGCGUGGAAACGGACCGCGACUGCCACAGCCUAAUUUCAAAAGAAUCCACUGUGCCGGCCGUGGAGCACGACUAUAGCGGUUUUGAUAUCGUUAAAGCCACACAAUAUGGGGCCUAUAUGCGAGUAAAAGAGCUGGUGGAAGCCGGAUACAACGUAAAUCAAAGAGAUAGUGAGACUGUAACCCUAUUGCAUUGGGCAGCCAUAAAUAACCGUAAAGCAAUAAUUAGGUUUUUUAUUGAGAAAGGGGCUGAGGUAGACGCUGUUGGGGGCGAGUUAAACGCGACUCCCUUGCACUGGGCUACAAGACAGGGCCACCUAGAUGCCAUAGUGAUUUUAAUGAAUGCCGGGUCCGAUCCCACACUGAGAGAUGCUGAAGGGUGUUCUUGCAUACAUUUGGCGGCGCAGUUUGGGCACACGGCGUUGGUGGCGUAUUUUGUGGCGCGCGGGGUCAGCCCCGAUCUAACCGAUAGGUCGGGUAUGACCCCCUUGAUGUGGAGCGUGUGGAAAGUGUGCAGCUUGGACCCGUCGAGGCUGCUGCUCACUUUGGGUGCAUCGCCCAAUUUGAGUGAUCAACAAGGCAAUACUGCCCUGCACUGGGCUAUUUUGGCUAGGAAUACCACAGCAAUAUCCACUUUAAUUUUACAGGGACAUGCCAGUUUAAAUGUACCAAACCACAGGGGCGAUACGCCCUUAUCUAUGUUGCAAUCGCAGGUCGGUUCGAUGUGGGUUAGUCAGAAGGUUUCUGAACAUAUUAGGGAUCAAACAAGUUUGAUGAAUUCAAAAAAUUUUGUCAAGAGAAUAGCUAAAGAUAAGAGACUAAAAUGGUGGUGCAUGGUUGGCACCCCUUUCAUGGCCUUCUACAUAGCCGGAGCAAUACUGAGCACAAACCUGAUAGUGCUGAUAAAAAUAUUCCUGCUGGUUUGCCUCUACAUCGUAAUCCACUACGUCGGCCGUAUUUUGUACGACGACCGGCUGAUGGCGCUGCUACCGCUCAGUAUUUAUUUAUCCACCAAGAUGUGGAUGUACUUCACCUGGUUCAUAUACCUCAUGCAGUUUACGACUUUGAUGACCACGGUCAUUUUCGUUUCCAGUUCCAUGCUGUUGUGGUAUUGUUUCGUUAAAUCGUGGCUUGGAGACUCUGGCAUCAUAUCCACCACGCAACAAACGCAAUUUAGGACAAUUAUUGAUUUGGCAGAACGAGGCCCUGGAGGUUUUGAACCGUCAACUUUUUGCUCGGCCUGUUUAGUUCGAAGGCCUUUAAGAUCAAAACAUUGUUCGGUUUGCAAUCACUGUGUGGCCAGAUUCGAUCAUCAUUGUCCUUGGGUUGCAAAUUGUAUUGGGGCGAAAAAUCACAAACACUUCGUCGGCUUCCUGGCGUGUUUGGUGAUGAUGUGCUCGCAACUUUUGUACGGUUCCGUGGAAUUUUGGCGCAACGAACCCAAGUGCAACGUAACCUCGGUCGACAGCGGUUUUAUCGAAGCCGUAAUCGCCGUAGGGCAGUGCGACACGUGGGUGGCCUGGGUGGCUCUGAACGCCCUCUUCCAUUGCGUAUGGGUGUUCAUGCUCUUCAUAUGUCAGAUGUACCAGAUCACUUGUUUGGGAAUGACGACCAACGAGAGGAUGAACAAGGGCCGCUACGGCCAUUUCAUAGCCAAUCAGGGCAAGAGUCCUUUCAGCAAAGGUCCAAUCACGAACCUGGCGGAAUUUUUCGAGUGCAGCUGCUUCGGGAUGCUGAAACCGGACGCGCGCGAUUGGUUGAACAGCUUCGAAGUGGACAAGAGCAUCGAAAAGCAACCGCUGCUCCGGCAAAAGGACAACUACCAGUACGUGUGAGGUUAGGUGAGUAGUAGAAUAUAAAUAUAAUUUGCUGGAUCUGGUUAGUUGAAGCAGGUCUUGCCAAUUUACGAAUCCAAAGAAAGAACUGAUUUUUUAACCCGUUUGAAAAAUUGAUUGUGAUCGUUUUAAUUUUGACUCUCUAGGUAUUUACAUUCCAGUGGCAUUUUAUAUUCUAUUAAAAGUUUAUUUUAACUUUCAACCAACUAAAAUCUUAAUGUUAAAACUUAAUAAUUAAGCGCUAAAUUCAUCCUAUAAAUGUAAAUUUGUAAAUUUGUUUUUUACAUAUCACAUGUAAAAUUUACUUUUAAAACUCUAGUCAAUAAUUGUACUUAUGCACUGUAAAUAGGGGUCACUGUAAAUUUUCAAGGGGCACAAUUUAAUUUGUCUUCCCUAAAAAAUAACUUUCAUCAGAAGACAAUUUUUAUUUAUUUAUCAUUUUUUUAUCAAAUGCAUGGUCACCUAAGAACAAAUGUUAUAUCACAUAUUCGACAAUAAAAUAAAUCGUUAAAUUUGUAUUCAGUAUUUAUUUUUUAUUGUGUAGGUAUCACAUAUAAAAAAUUGUAUUUUCGAGCUUUGUGUGCUCAUAUUUAAUAAUUGUUGCUUUUUGCUCACAAAAUACCAAAAAAAUAAUCACCAAUAAUUAAAAUAGUUUAAAACGCAAUGUAUUUUAUGUAUAUAUUGAAUGUUUAAAUAAAUUUCUUUUUUGUA
Messenger RNA from Brassicogethes aeneus, 2646 nucleotides. The record is from the annotation of a GenBank genome assembly. Lineage: Eukaryota; Metazoa; Arthropoda; Insecta; Coleoptera; Nitidulidae.